GGGCAGAAGCGGAACGCGUUACGUGCGAGAGGUGAUUGUUUUUUGGUCGCGGUCGCCCUGCGAGGAGGAAACCGGCGCCAAUCUUCGAGGAGGAGGGAAAUACGACCGGCUGUGCUUAUCCCUACCUCGGGCUGAACGUGAGUUCAGGUGACGCCGCCGGCCUGCGGCUGGUUCGCGGCACGGCCGGCUGCAAUCAGUGCCGGAGCCGCUCGCUUUAGCUCUCGAGGACCCUUCAGCCCCUCGUAUUGACGGGAGAGAUUUGUAUCCAAAGGAAAAUCGGAUUAAUAUAAACUAUGCAGAGCUUGGCGGGGAUAUCUGGAGACUAACCUGUCUGCGUGGCUAAUCUUGAAAUUGUCUGAAAUAAAUCCGCGGCGCGAGGAAGAGCGAGAUACUUUCAAUUAGUAUUUGUUGUUUUGUUUUUUUUUUUUUUUUCCGGUGGUGCUUUUCUUCCCACCCCUUUACACGAGUUUAACCCUUCCGCUUCGAGGUUUUUAUUGGAGAAUGGGACACGUGCCGGAAGAUUCCCUACGUUUGAUGAAUAUCACAGGGGUAACAGUUGCCGUCAUCCUUGCGGUAUGAGAGGUGCUGUGGGGAUGUGUGCUGCUGGCUGAGAUGGAUCCAUCCUUCUGUGUUGCUGUUAGCAAUGUGCCGAAGGAUCCGGAUUUACUGAAGUACUGAGGCCAAUAAACUUACUCCUUCCCUGUUGAAGGCAUUGGAUGUGACAGCACGGAGAAACAUGUGUUUCACAUUUCUGACUGGUUGUUUUGGUGCAAUCAAUACUUCCACAAGAAACAUUGACUUCGAUGGUAAUUAUAACACAGUGAGGCACACAGAGCGCUGCUUUCGGGCUGCAUGCAAAGUGAGCACAAAUCAAAGAGUCCUCGGUUCCUGUGAAGUGGGGCUUUCUGUUCCCCCAAAACUCCAGGGCAAAGGCAGCUGGCGACGUUCCCAGCCCACCAAAGAGAGCCUGGCCUCGGGGUGCGGAGUGAGCGAUGACCAAAGCGCUGUCAGGAGUGGCAGGCAGUCGGAUCGGAUGGGGAUCAGUGAGGCAAUGAUGGUUGGAAGGAAGGUGGAUCGUGAAAUUAUUGCCCGGAGGAAUAGCAGGCGAGAUGGAAUGAUGAUGAAGUUAAACUUCUGUUUCUUCUUCUGUCGACGAUGGUGGGCGUUUCUGUUGCUACAGCUCCACAUGUUGCAAGCGCUGGCACAAGAUGAUGUUGCUCCAUACUUCAAGACAGAGCCGGGCUUGCCCCAGAUACACUUGGAAGGAAAUCGACUUGUACUUACAUGCCUUGCUGAAGGCAGCUGGCCCUUGGAAUUUAAGUGGUUACACAAUGACAGUGAAAUAACCACCUACUCCAGUGAAUACAAGUACAUCAUUCCAGCUUUGCAGAGGUCUGAUGCUGGCUUUUAUCAGUGCAUUGUGCGAAACCGGAUGGGGGCAUUGCUGCAAAGAAGAUCUGAAGUUCAAGUGGCAUACAUGGGAAAUUUCAUGGACGCAAACCAGAAGAAAACAGUGACUGAAGGAGAAGCUGCAGUUCUAAACUUCAUGCACAUCUUCAGCUAUCCAAGACCACAAGUGACAUGGUUUAGAGAUGGGCACAAGAUUAUUCCUAGCAGCAGAAUAGCCAUAACACUGGAGAAUCAGCUGGUGAUCCUUGCAACGUCAGUGGCAGAUGCAGGAGGCUACUAUGCCCAGGCUGUCAAUGAAAAGAACGGCGAGAACAAGACAAGCCCACUUAUUCAUCUCAGCAUAGCGAGUGCCACGGACCCAUCUGACCCCACGGCUCCCAUCAUCGUCAUCCCUCCGCAGAACACGAGCGUUGUAGUGGGGACCAGUGAAGUCACAUUGGAAUGUGUAGCCAGUGCAAGACCUGUUGAGAGACUAAGCAUAAUGUGGAAGAGAAAUGGGAUAAAAAUCACCAGUGGAAUUAGCAGUUUUGGGAGACGCCUCACGAUCACCAACCCGACCUCUGCUGACGUUGGGAUGUACUUCUGCGAAGCAAAACUGAGGGACAGCACAGAGGAACCAGCGAGAGCCAAGGCCUUCAUUUCUCUAAUGGUACCACCAUAUUUUACUGCGGAGCCCGAGGGUGUGAUUUUGGCUGAAGUGGAGAAAGAUGUGGACAUCCUGUGCCAAGCAAUGGGUGUUCCCAUUCCUUCCCUGGUUUGGUAUAAGGACUCCGUUCCCCUCAGCAAGCUGCAAAACCCCCGUUACAAAGUCCUGCUGAGUGGGGGGCUGCGGAUCCAUGCGCUGCGUCCUCAGGAUGCAGGGAUCUUCCAGUGCUUCGCCAGCAAUAAAGCAGGGGAGAUACAGACCUACACCUACCUGGAUGUGACCAACAUUAAGCCAGCAUUUAUACAGCCUCCAGAGGAUACCACUGUGACUGAGGGGAUGACUGCCAUGCUGACCUGUGAAGUUUCAGGGGCUCCAAAACCUGCCAUCUCAUGGAAGAAAGGAAACCAGAUCUUAGCCAGUGGCUCAGUUCAGAUUCCUCGUUUCAUUCUUCUGGAAUCCGGAGGGCUCCAGAUAACGCCCGUUUUCCUUCAGGAUGCUGGCAAUUAUACUUGCCACGCAGUCAACUCUGAAGGAGCUCUGAAUGCUUUCGUGAUGCUAACCGUGUGGAAUCGGACUUUCAUUGUUCACCCUCCUGAGAAUAGCACUGUGAUCAAAGGAACUACAGCCACUCUGCGAUGUGAAGCAACUCAUGAUCCUAGAAUUUCAAUCAGGUACGUUUGGAAGAAGGACAGCGUUGUAAUAAAUCCAUCCAGCAGUUCCAGAAUCACAGUAGAGAAAGAUGGAACCCUCCUCAUCAGCCAGACGUGGUCGGGUGACAUUGGGGACUAUACUUGUGAGGUCAUUUCUUUUGGAGGAAACGACUCCCGAAUGGCUCGACUAGAAGUGAUCGAGCUGCCUCAUUCCCCUCAGAACCUUCUGGCCACCCUGAAUUCCUCGUACAGCCGCAGCGUGGUGCUUUCCUGGGUGCGUCCUUUUGAUGGAAACAGCCCUGUUCUCUACUACAUGGUCGAGCUCUCUGAGAACAAUUCUCCCUGGAAGGUUCACCUAUCAAAUCUGGACCCGAAGAUGACCAGUGUCACUGUGAGUGGGCUCACCCCAGCCCGAACCUACCAGUUCAGGGUGUGUGCAGUUAACCAGGUGGGAAAAGGCCAGUACAGCUCUGAGACCAGCAGGUUGAUGCUGCCCGAGGAGCCGCCCAGUGCCCCACCUAAAAACAUCGUGGCUAGUGGGCGCACCAAUCAGUCCAUCAUGGUCCAGUGGCAGCCUCCUCCUGAAAGCGAACAUAAUGGAGUUCUUCAUGGCUACAUCCUAAGGUAUCGUCUGGCCGGCCUCCCUGGAGAGUACCAGUAUAAAAACAUUACCAGUGCAGAAAUUAACUACUGCCUAGUGACGGACCUGAUCAUUUGGACCCAGUAUGAAAUCCAGGUGGCAUCUUACAAUGGAGCUGGGCUGGGAGCCUUCAGCAGACCUGUGACUGAGUACACUCUGCAGGGAGUGCCGACAGCUCCGCCGCAGAACGUGCAGGUGGAAGCCGUGAACUCCACCACCAUCCAGUUCCUCUGGAGCCCUCCGCCCCAGCAGUUCAUCAAUGGUAUUAACCAAGGAUACAAGCUCCUAGCAUGGCCAGUGGAUGCUCCAGGGUCUGUGACGGUGGUCACCAUUGCUCCAGAUUUCCACGGUGUUCACAGUGGCUGCAUCACCAACCUGAAGAAGUACACCACUUACUACACGUCGGUUCUGUGCUUCACCACCCCUGGCGACGGGCCGCGCAGCGCGCCCCAACUCCUGCGCACACUGGAAGACAAGCCGGGAGCUGUGGGACACCUGAGUUUCACUGAGAUUCUGGACACGUCUCUCAAGGUCAGCUGGCAAGAACCUGUAGAGAAAAAUGGCAUCAUUACAGGCUACCAGCUCUCUUGGGAGGUGUAUGGCAGGAACGAAUCCCGGCUCACCCGCACACUCACCAACACAACACUGGAGUACAAGAUCACAGGGCUGUCAUCUCUCACCACGUACACCAUCGAGGUGGCAGCUGUGACUGCGAAAGGGAGCGGGUGGGUCACGUCCUCCACCAUCUCUUCUGGGGUGCCUCCAGAACUUCCAGGCGCCCCAUCCAACCUGGUGAUCUCCAACAUCAGCCCUCGCUCUGCCACACUUCAGUUCCGGCCGGGGUAUGAUGGCAAGACCUCCAUCUGCAAGUGGAUAGUGGAGGGCCAGGUGGGAGUACUGGGUGAGGAAGAGGAGUGGGUGAGUCUCCAUGAGGUGGACAAUGAGCCUGAUGCUCAGAUGCUGGAGGUACCAAACCUUACUCCUUACACUCAUUACAGGUUCCGGAUGCGGCAGGUGAACGUGGUGGGUGCCAGCCCUCUGAGCCAGCCCUCACGUGUCAUCCAGACCCUGCAAGCCCCUCCAGACGUGGCCCCCGGCAGCGUGAGCGUGCGCACGGCCAGCGAGAGCAGCCUGCGGAUGCGCUGGGUGCCCCUGCCCGACACGCAGUACAAUGGCAACCCAGAGUCCGUGGGGUACCGCAUCAAGUUCUGGCGCAUGGAUCUGCAGCCUUCCGCCCUGCUGAAGGUCAUCAGCGACCGGCUGGAAAGGGAGUGCACCAUCGAGGACCUGGAGGAGUGGACGGAGUACGAGCUGCAGAUCCAGGCCUUCAACGCCAUCGGGGCAGGACCGUGGAGCGAAGUGGUGCGAGGUCGUACGCGGGAGUCUGUUCCCUCUGCUCCUCCUGAGAACGUGUCUGCUGAGGCCGUGAGCUCAACCCAGAUCCUUCUGACCUGGUCUGCAGUCCCCGAGUCAGAGCAAAAUGGUCUCAUCCUGGGUUACAAGAUACUUUACAAAGCAAAAGAUUUAGACUCUGAACCAAGGAGCCAAACAGUAAGAGGUAACCACACGCAGUCCUGCCUGCUGUCCGGCCUGCGCAAGUAUGUGCUCUAUGAGAUCCGGGUGUUGGCAUUCACUCGCAUUGGGGAUGGAGUCCCCAGCUCUCCUGCUCUUACAGAAAGAACCAAGGAUGAUGCCCCUGGGCCGCCCAUCAGGCUGGUGUUCCCCGAGGUGAGGCUGACGUCAGUGCGCAUCGUCUGGCAGCCACCAGAGGAGCCCAACGGCAUCAUCCUGGGCUAUCAGAUCGCAUAUCGGCUGGCCAGCAGCAGCCCCAACAAGUUCACAACAGUAGAGGUGGGCUCAACAGUCAGGCAGUUCACUGCUACUGACCUCACCCCCGAGUCAGCGUACAUCUUCCGGACAUCUGCCAAGACCCGGCAGGGCUGGGGAGAGCCUCUGGAAGCCACAGUGAUCACGACAGAGAAAAGAGAGCGCCCGGCCCCUCCCCAGCAGCUGACCACCCCCCAGUCCGACGUGUCGUCCCGGAGCCUGCAGUUGCAUUGGGUCCCUGGAAAUGAUGGAUCAUCACCCAUACGAUAUUUUACAGUCCAAGUGCGAGAGCUGCCCAAUGGAGACUGGCAAACCUACUCCUCUUCCAUCAGCCACGAGGCAACGUCCUGCAUUAUUGAGAGCUUGAAUCCAUUCACCUCUUACAAGCUGCGUGUGAAAGCGACCAACGACAUCGGGGACAGCGACUACAGUGCCGAGACGGAGGCGGUGACAACACUGCAGGAUGUUCCAGAUGAGCCCCCCAGUUCUGUUCUGGUCACUCCCCACACCACUUCGUCUGUCCUUGUGCAGUGGCAGCCACCCAAAGCAGAGAGUCUGAACGGGCUGCUGUUGGGGUACCGGAUCUACUACCGGGAGCUGGAUUACGACGCUGGCUCUGCAACCGAAUCCAAAGCUGUCAAGAACCCCUCAGCUUUAAGAGCUGAGCUGACACAGUUGAAGAAAUACAAGAGAUAUGAAGUGUUAAUGACAGCAUAUAAUGUCAUUGGUGAGAGCCCUACCAGCACGCCAGUGGAAGUGUUUGUGGGUGAAGCAGCACCAGCGAUGGCCCCACAGAACAUCCAAGUAAACUCCCUUUCUGCAAGCCAGCUGGAGCUCACCUGGGACCCACCUCCUGCCGACAGCCAAAAUGGGAACAUACAAGGCUACAAGAUUUAUUACUGGGAGGGCGACGUCCAGAAUGACACGGAGAAAGUGAAGGUCCUUUUCCUCCCUGAGACAACUGUCCGCCUCAAAAACCUGACCAGCCACACGCGGUACUUGGUCUGCAUCUCUGCCUUCAAUGCAGCAGGGGACGGCCCCAGGAGCAGACCCUCGGCGGGCAGGACACACCAGGCUGCACCCAGUGCUCCCAGCUUCUUGGUGUUCUCUGAAAUCACUUCCACAACACUCAAUGUGUCUUGGGGCGAGCCGACAGCAGCAAAUGGAGUCCUGCAGGGUUAUCGAGUAGUCUAUGAGCCUUUGGCUCCCGUCCAGGGGGUCAGUAAGGUGGUGACUGUGGAUAUUAAAGGGAACUGGCAACGCUGGCUAAAGGUCCGAGAUCUUACCAAGGGCAUGACCUAUUUAUUCAGAGUGCAAGCCCGAACCAUUGCCUAUGGACCUGAACUGCAAGCCAACGUCACAGCUGGGCCAGCAGAAGGGUCUCCUGGCUCCCCUCAGGAAAUUCUAGUGACAAAAUCUGCUUCUGGGCUGACGGUACAAUGGACCGAGGGAGAUUCUGGAGAAAAACCCACAACCGGGUACAUUAUAGAGGCACGGCCCUCAGAUGAAGGACUGUGGGACAUGUUUGUGAAGGACAUUCCUCGCAGCGCUACCUCCUACACCGUCAGCCUGGACAAACUCAAACAGGGCGUGACCUACGAAUUUCGGGUGGUGGCUGUCAAUGAGUUUGGCUAUGGAGAGCCAAGCGUUCCCUCCGUGGCAGUAUCAGCGCAAACAGAAGCCCCUUUCUAUGAGGAGUGGUGGUUUCUGCUGGUGAUGGCUCUCUCAAGUCUGAUCCUGAUCCUGUUGGUGGUGUUUGCUUUGGUUCUGCACGGCCAGAGCAAGAAGUACAAGAACUGCAGCACAGGUAAGACCAUCUCCAAUGUGGAAGAGUCAGUCACCUUGGAUAAUGGAGGCUUCACUGCUCUGGAGCUCAACAGCAGACACCUAAACAUCAAGAGCACAUUCUCAAAGAAAAAUGGAACCAGGUCUCCUCCUCGCCCAAGCCCGGGUGGGCUGCACUACUCUGAUGAGGAUAUCUGCAACAAGUACAACGGAGCUGUGCUGACCGAGGGCUUGGGACUCAACGAGAAGCCCUUAGAAAUGUCAGAAUCAGAGGCCACCGACUCGGAUUAUGAAGACGAGCUGCCAAAGCAUUCCUUUGUGAACCAUUACAUGAGCGAUCCCACGUACUACAACUCCUGGAAGCGGCAGCAGAAAGGGGUGAAGCACCCGACGUCCUACAGAUACGAGGAGUGCUCCGCCAGCGAGACAGAACCCUAUUUCCAGACUGUCAUCACGACACAGAGCUCAGGAGGGGUGUACACCCCAACGGGACAGCCCGCGCCCGGCUCCCGGACUCCAGUGACAGGCUUCUCCUCCUUCGUCUGACACGGGGCGGGUUGGAAGAGCCCGGCCGCCAUGCUGGCACUGCUCGGGGUCACCCACGGCAGUGUGACGGCGCGCAAGGCGAGCGGCGAACUGUGGGUAGCUUCUCUAUCAGGGUAGAGCGGAUGGGAAGACGGAUGAGGCUGAUACUGGUUUUGUUCUUUGUUUGGUUUUUCAGUUUUGAUUUGUUUUUUUUUUUUGUUUUGUUUUGUUUUGUUUUUCCUGAAGACAAUCAAUUCUCAGAACACGGAGCUGAACUAGCCGAACCUUUGCUUAAAGAAAAUAAAGGGGGGGGUGGGGGGGGAUGGAAUUCUGCAAAGCGAUGAUUUUAACCACUUGUGAAUAGUUGGGGUUUUUUAACCACUUUUUUGUAACACUGCUUCAGGAAGCAGCUCCCGCGCCCCCUCUUCCCUCUUUCUUUCUCUCCCCUCUUCCUACCCUCCCUUCCCCCCCCCCAUUUCCAAACAAGGAGGUGAAUUCCCUAGAUGCAACGAGAGACUUUGUGAUGUGAUUCGAAGAGAAAACAUAAAACCUCCCAGGCUCCUUCUUUUUUCUUUUUCUUUCUAAUUUCCCUCUGCCAUCAGGGUCAAGAAGUUAAAAACUUUCCCAUGAAAAGCAGACACCUCCUCUCUCCUCUCCUCCUCACUGCUCCCCACGUUAGGAGCACUGGCUGAUUCACUUAGGCUCCGAUGUGUCACUGUGUCUGCUCUCGUCUCACUACUGGAGUUCAUAUGCUGAAUUGCUGACCUGCUUUCCCUUCUUUUUCAAAUGGGGCCUGCUGGAAUCUUUAAAUAUUCCAACUCCGGGGCCUUUAGAAGAGCGGAUGGCUCAAAAGAGCUCAGUAGGCAGCAGUGGGUGGGACAAAUGGGAAGAAUUCGGAUGCAAGGUCAGUUUAUUUUUGGUGUGGCUCUAAUUCUCCCUUGUGGACUGCAUGUGUCAUUUGAGUUGUUCAUUUUCAAAAGUCAAAGGACAAAAUCCAGCAAGCCAGAGGAAUCUUUCAAUUAAUUGCAGUGACAAGCGAGAGAGUCUGCUAAUUGAUGAGGGUUUUGAUCAUGAAAGUUAUCCUGCCCUGUCAAUAGAAAUAGAGCAUUCUUUCUUGCCCAGACUCUGCAGUGCUGCUUCCUGGUCUGUAAAGAAGUACGUGGUAGUUGGGUUUGUUUGAUUUUAUAUCUUUAGUACAAAGACGUGUCACAUGGAUUGGGUGAGUUUUGGUGUCCACAGGUGCCUUUUAUUGAUUCUUCACCUUCAUAUCUAGGAGAAGCAACAAAGUGUCUCCAAAUAAAGCUAACCAGGUUUUCAAGUGUUAGGGUUGUGAAUUACCUUGUGCACAUUUAUCGGCUGCUUUGUGUGCUUGAAGCUACAGCCUUUGAGAAGGAGAGAGGAGUUUUUGUUUAUUUUCCAUCCUUUUGUACAGCUCCCCUUUUGUUUUCUUUGUUUCUACCUUUUUCCUGAGUCUGUUUAGCAGCACAUUGUUUGCUCACAAGGAAACUGUCAGGGCUUUAAAGAAACUGAGUCCAUCCCUUGGACCUAGCAGCAUUCGUGAAUCACUGCACUUUUUACUGCAAGAGUUUGAAAGGCAAAUUUGAAAGGAGGCACAAGCUUGCCACUCCAGCACCUGGCAUUUCCUCCCAGGUGGAUGUAGGUCAGCCAGGAGAACUGGCAUCCUGCUGCUUACUAAUGUCCCAUCAGGGCACAUGUGGGCACUGUUCCUAUUGCAAGUUGUCCCUGGAGAGAGGAGAAUUGUCCUCUCUAGGGAGAUGCAGGACAGCAGUGGCACUGGAUGACGGUGUCUUAAGGCAGGUUGCUGAAACCAACCUAAUGUUGAUUACACAGCCUGCCGAACUGUGCUCUUAAGGCUGGUGAGAAGCUGUUUGGUAUCAUCUUACCUGAACGGGUGAGGUCCCAGCAGUCACCUUUCUGUGCCCCUCGGGCAGGGCAAACCAGCUUAGAACUGCCUGUGCUCUUUGGCACUGCCUCUGAGCACUGCUGCUCUUGGUGCGUACAGAUUCUGGAUAGCACUGACACUGGGUGGUUGUUCUUCUCCAAAGGCUCCAGAAAGAAAGAAUUCAAAACCAAAAACUCCAUCGGAUGUGUUCAAGGGCUUUUGAGUUUGGAAUAAUGAUUCAUGGAUCAUUAAAUCACAAAGGACUUGUAAAGGCACCUACUUGAGCCAAAACCCUGUGAGCCAUCCCAGUCUCCAGACCUGAGCAGGACAUGUGUGGGAUGGAGAAGAGGCUCCAAAGGAGAUGACUUGAGCUGAUGGUGAAGAGGAAUGCAAAACAAACAAGAAAAACCACUGCCUUCUCUGCACUUUGACUGUUCUCUUAAGCCAUACGGACUUUGCUUUAAAUUACUGAACUGACAAUGAAUUGUUUGCAGUCUGCAUUUUUUUGUUUCUUAGGCAAAUUUACCUGUGUGACUUUCCGUUUAGUUUUCUUUUUCCCUCCCUGUUUCCUGCAUCAGAUUACUUACUUUAAACCUCCUGUUAUACAUACAUGGGGCACAACAAUGCUAUUGCUGUUGGAGUGUUAAAGGGGCUCACCCAACGGCUCAGAGAGGCAGUGCUAUGGGAGACUUUCAAGGACCACUGAGGGAUUUGUGGAUACAGAUUAGUACAGAAUAGAUCACAUAUUGAAGAUCUUGCUCCAAAGGACAGCAUGGGGUGAGCAGCUUCAUAUCUCCCGAAUAUUGCUGGAUCUAAACUGCUGUAAGGUGCAAUUAUCCCCUGGGACUGUUCUGACACCACAUUGAGUAAAAAGGCAAGAAAACCACGGGGAAUGAAGAAAAUGGAAUCUGUGGUCACAGUUACGCUGAAGGAAGACAUAGGGAGCAGCACAAUCUGUAUAAAGCAAGAAGAAAUGAUCCCUUUUUUCUCAGUGCCAUCUGCAACUGAAAGGCUCGAGCUCUCUGGGGUCCUGCCGUGUUGGCUGUACGGCCCUUUUCUUCUGACUGCCACCAAAAUAAAAGGUUAGGAGUGAUGCCCGGAGGUCCUGCUGAUCUGAGCAAAACCAUCUCUGUUCCAUUCCGGACCAUUAUCACUCUCGUUGUUUUGUUUAGCAGUUGGCUUUUCUUACUGAUGGGUUUAUUUUAUUUAGGCUUUCACUCAGUGCGGACAUGCACUGCCCUGCUCCCUCCUAAAAUGAGAACAGGAUAUGAGUUCUCCUGCCCAGGUCACGUAUAGCUACAUGCACGAUGCCUGUGCCUUCUUGCUCACAUGCUGUAUUGCAAAAUGUGACAAAUAGGUGGGUUUUAUUUACUUCUGAUACCAGGUAAAUUGUUCCAUCUAGAAGGAAACACUCCAUCAGUUAGCAAGAAAGCUCUCUCUUAUAGCUGUAAUCUUUGGGAAUUACAGCUUUGAAAUACGACUUUUAAGCAUUAGCUGUCAUUUUACAAUAACUUCACCCAUCAAAUCCACUUCUGUUUCCUUCUUCUUGUUUAGAACUGUCUUGAAAAAAAAAAAAAAAAAAAAAAAGGAGACCUAUAUGUAAAUCUCCUUGUUAGGGCAUUUUGUUUGUAUUUAUUUAUUUUCUCUGCCUUGUUUCUCAGGUCUCUGGGUGACUGUUAUUAAAACAUAAAAGCAACGUUACGAAAUGACCAAGGGAGACGUUUCAGGGAACAGCUUAACAGGAGCUCGUUUUUCAUGUGAUAGCCAUGGGAAAAUCCCAUUUCGUGCAGGAGAAGAGUGCCCGUGUCACACACGGUGUGUCCCCCAGCACAGGUUGCUCCCUCAGGUGGAAUAUUUCCCAUUCCCACCUCUUAAUCUCAUUUUAGUGCAUGGCUGGGAGCAGCAGCGGUGAGAAGGGACAGGAGAGGGCACUCUUCUGCUUCCAUUGGGGACAGCCUCUUCUUCCCCACCCUGAGAGUCAGCAGCUGGAAAUUCCCUUGUGGGGAGAAGUGAGAACGUGUCGGUCAAAGGCUUUCAUAGGCAACUGCUGAAGGAAUCACCCUGUGCCAAGCGACCCCAAUUUUGGAGGCAGUUAGCACUAAAAAAACGGGGGGAGAAAGAGAGAGAGAAAAAAAAAACUAACCCAUUACCCCAAAGUAAUUUUUUUCUCCUCAUUUGGAGUACUAAAACCAGUGAUGCUUCGCAGAUGGACCGAGAUCUCAUUUCUUCUGCUUAUAUCCAAGCCUCUGCCAGAAGCUGCUGUAGCAAUAUUUUAGAAUAAAUAUCCAAGUCUGUCUUGAAGGGGGGAUACAUUUAUUAUCUUUGUCAUUGCUCUCCUCAAGAAAUCCAUUGGGUCAUCCAAAGAUUAUCCAAUCUGCUCUCCAAAAAGGGAGGACAGAAAGCAGUUUGUGCAGGCAGAGCACCGGUGUCGUCUCCCACUUGCAGUUUUCAGACUAAACAGGGCAAUCCUUCUGGAGAAAGAAUUUGUCAGGAAGUUAAAAUAGAAAAAGCAAGAAAGAUAGCUUUUGGCAGGGCGACUAUAAAUCAGCCGUCCUAGAAACCUGAGACAUAAGAGAGAACACGAUCCCAAAACGUCCUAUCUUUGGCAAUUUCCUUUAUCAAUAGUAGCCGAAAGGGCACAUGCAAUGAGGGAUUCUAUGUGAAGAGCAAAAGCCAUCAUAGAACGACUGCUAGACAGGCAAGUUGUAUUGCAAACCGUGUCAUUCAAUUUGGAGUUCCUGAUAGUUCAGUCACAUUUCUUAGAUCAGCAUGGGUGGUGUCCAUACAACAUCGUGGCGUUAGGAGGGGUCAUGUGGGGAGAGGUUUGUUGCUGUUGAGCGUACACAGAGGCCACACACAUGACAAUGUGGUUGUACGGUACCCACUGAAACCUUCUUAGGGAAAGCCACUCUUCAAUUAGGAGCACGUAAACCCCAAGACUGAACAUUUAGGGUUGGGGUUGAGCCUCUAAUGGGUUUACCUGACAAAUCCCUUCAUUUCUUCAUAUUUUUGCACUCCUUUUCUUCCCCCCCUGCAUCUCAGACCCAGUCCGCCCAGACAAAGUUGGCUUGCACUUUGUGAAGGUGUAAAGCUUGCCACCCACUGUAGUAGAGCCAGCACUGAUAAGCACACGUGUGACACAUGGGACAGGUGAGAUGUGUUUGAACAAGGGGUGAGAUUCCUUUGUGAUUUGAGAUUCAGGCGUUGACUCAGAACUUUUAUCUUCUCAAAGCUGCCACCUGCCCUUUUUAAAUGGCCUUGGAGCCUCAAGACUUGACAGGAAAAUCAUUAUUUCUGUUGAUUACUGUUUGAUCACUGUGCACUUUCCUGGGGCUUGAAUCACUGGAUACAGAGACUGGCACGGGGUCACAGAGCUUUAUAUCAAAGUGUUUUCCCAUCGAUGUCCAAUUCUUUACAUCUGGAAGGGACACCUUUCUGCUCGCCAGCAGACGUGGUGAUGUCCUGCAGGUGGGACCUGGGAUGUGGCACCCGCGCUCCCCGGUGGUGACGCUGAGCCCAUGGCAGCGGUUGCAGGUUGCUUUGCCACUCUUGGGAUGGGGUCCGUCCUCUGACGUGGUGCCUGCUGUCAGCUCAGGGAUAGAACCACCUUACACAGCUGUUUCGGAGUUACCCUUUGGUGUACUGUGGUUAUCGGGUCAUUGCUUUCACUUCAGUGUCUCCUUGGGGAUUUGCCCUGGAUUUUCGUUCCACGCCUCUCGUUAAGCCUCACCUUCACCACUCCACUAUUUUAUAUGAGAAAGUUACUUCUUCUUUUGCAAAAUUGCUUCUAAUUAAAAGAACCCUUUUGGAA
Messenger RNA from Gallus gallus (chicken), 13197 nucleotides. It is a transcript of the gene SDK1, whose product is annotated as sidekick cell adhesion molecule 1. The transcript is spliced from 44 exons. Gene Ontology annotation, molecular function: protein binding. The coding region runs from base 737 to 7504 and encodes 2255 amino acids. NCBI's taxonomy places the organism in Eukaryota, Metazoa, Chordata, Aves, Galliformes, Phasianidae. The record is from RefSeq and is a predicted model, not a curated record. Gene Ontology annotation, cellular component: plasma membrane; axon. Gene Ontology annotation, biological process: axon guidance; cell-cell adhesion.